Molecule: messenger RNA, 3540 nt
Organism: Capronia epimyces CBS 606.96
Lineage: Eukaryota; Fungi; Ascomycota; Eurotiomycetes; Chaetothyriales; Herpotrichiellaceae
Exons: 1
Coding region: 1-3540 (1179 amino acids)
Source: RefSeq, a predicted model, not a curated record
AUGACCGGCGGAACCAAUUCUCAGGAGCAACUUCGUAUUGAAAACUCGACUCUUAAGGCGCCUCCCAGCAGUAUACCUUCCUCUCCAUCCGGCCUCGAACAACCCGAGGUCGACGAAUUCGGUUUACCAAAAAGACCGGUGAGCAGGCCACGUCGUGAUGAGUCCGAUGACAGUGGAGAUGAGAGCGACACUUUCCACGAUGUCGAAGGGUUCGAUGGCAAAAGCACUGUGCAAGAUAAUGGAAGUACCGAGCGGGACGAAGUGGUAAUAAACUCGGAUGAGCGCAGGGGGCGACCAGGCGAAGAGGUGGACGUUCCCACUCACGCGACUGGACACUCAGAAGAUGGUGAAGGAGACAGGGGGAGGGUGCGGGAAGAUGGGGACCCCGAGGACAAACCUGCGCUGCCGGUCACUGAAGAUGUCAUCGCAGCAGCAGCCAAGUCGGCAGCUCCAGAGACGGAUCAAGAACCCGCGUCAGACAAGACUUCGGCCCCCCGGGAUUCUCAACUUUCGUCCACUACUGUCAUCCCAAAACGAGAGCAUCGUACAAUUGCUCCUACGGUCUCUGAAUGGUCUCAUCAAAGACAAGUGGCAGGAGCUCAGCCAGCUGACGACGAUGAAGAAGAGGAGGAGGAGGAGGAGGAGGAAGAGGAGUGGCAAGCGAUGCGGGCUCUGGACGAGUUCGACGUCUAUGAUGACGACGGUCGGCUCAUCGCCAAGGGGAACAGGCAAACGGAAGAAGAGAUGAAUCCCUAUGCCGGGAUCGGAGGGGCGGGCAAAGGAUAUACAAGGGUGCAGCUGGACGAAGAUGCACAGUCUGCCACUAGUUUGGACGAGGAGACCAACUAUCUAUUCCAAAAUGGCCGAAAACCAACAGAACCAGAUAUCGAGCACGACCAAGAAGAAGACCAGAGAGACGCUGUUACCCAACUAGAAGCUACAAAGGAUCUGCUGACUGAAGGCCAGCGCAUAGCCUAUGUUGGCGUGGUCCGCCUGACGAUUCACAAAAUGUCUGAGGCCCUGGCUGAUAUGGAAAAAACCAAAGCCACCAGGAAGGAAACCAUGAAGGCCGUGGAAAGCAUGGACAUGUGGGGACAGAAAAUGAUGCUGCGUCUCUAUACCCACAUGGACAUCAACCAGGCGGAGCAGAUCAUGAUUGAACAACUUGCCGAACAUGGGGUGCAGCCAUCAGAUCUGGUCAGUCCGCUGAUGGUCAAUGCCAGGGUCAAAAAUCCGAUGGCCAGCGAUGAGCCCAAGAUGUCCGCAAACGGGGACUCAACAGUCUCUCGUUCCUCUCUCAGGAGCAGUGACGAGACUCUGGAGGACAUCAAGGAUGAAGAGGCAGUUCCGGAAGUACACGGCCCGCAAGACAUGCCGCACACCAAACAGAUCGAUCUUGAUCUUCGUUGGACCGUCCUCUGCGACCUGUUUCUGGUCCUGAUCUCUGACAGUGUAUACGAUGCUCGAUCCAGGCGACUGCUGGAGAGAGUUGCCUCGACCAUGGACAUUAACUGGGCCCAGAUCUGUCGGUUUGAGAAAAGAGUGAUUGAUGCCUUGGAAAUGCAAGAGGCAGAAACGCAAGAGAGUUGGGACGAGUCCGCCAACAUGGAAAAAAGACGCAAGCUGGGUCUAAAGCGCAGAUACAUGGUCAUGGGCCUCGCAACUGUCGGCGGCGGUCUAGUCAUUGGGCUCUCGGCGGGAUUGCUGGCGCCUGUCAUCGGGGCAGGUCUCGCUGCUGGCUUCACGACCAUCGGUGUCACAGGUACUGCCGGAUUCCUGGGCGGAGUCGGCGGAGCUGCUUUGAUCACCUCGGCGGCCACGGCGGCUGGUGGUACCAUUGCCGUUCGGGCAUCGGACCGGCGGACAGGCCACGUCAAAACUUUCGAAUACCGCCCCCUGCACAAUAACAAGCGACUCAACCUGAUUCUGACCAUUUCUGGUUGGAUGAAUGGCAAGGUUGACGACGUCCGACUGCCUUACAGCACCAUCGACCCCAUCAUGGGUGAUAUUUAUUCUUUGCUGUGGGAGCCGGAAAUGCUCCAAUCGAUGGGUGACACCAUCAACAUCCUCGCAACCGAGGCCUUGACGCAAACCGUCCAGCAGGUCCUCGGCAGUACCAUUCUGGUGGCUCUCAUGGCGUCGAUCCAGCUUCCGGUGGUGCUUUCCAAAUUAGCGUACUUGAUCGACAACCCUUGGAGUGUUUCUUUGGAUCGGGCCAACUCUGCUGGGCUCAUUUUGGCGGAUUCUCUCAUGGACCGACAUCUGGGCCAAAGGCCCAUCACCUUGGUUGGAUUUUCUCUCGGGUCCAGGGUCAUUUUCUCUUGUCUGAAAGAAUUAUCGCGACGAGGAGGGUACGGCUUGGUGCAAAAUGUGUAUCUGUUCGGUUCGCCGGUGGUAGCCAAAAAGGAUGAUUACCUACGCGCCCGCUCGGUGGUGUCUGGCCGAUUUCUCAACGGCUAUGCGUCCAAUGACUGGAUUCUAGGCUACCUCUUCCGCGCGACAUCCGGCGGGAUCAUGCGUGUCGCGGGUCUUGCGCCGGUGGAAGGUAUUCCAGGUGUCGAAAACCUCGACGUCAGCAAACUUGUGAAUGGCCAUAUGGCUUAUCGUGCUGCCAUGCCGCGUCUGAUGCGAGAAGUAGGUUGGGAAGUGGAGAGCGAUGAGUUUACCGAGAUUGAGGAUCCAGACCCUGAAAAUCACGCACAACGGCAGCGACAACUCAUCCAGGAAAUAGACGAUGCCCGAAGGAGGGCCGAGGGAAAGCCCGAGAAGAAGCGUUUCGGACUCUUCAAAAGGAGCAAGAUGGUGGAGAAGCGAGGCUGGGAAACGUACACUCAGAACAACGCGCCCCAGACGAAGACCAACAGCGUCCACAAAGAGUCAAGCUUCGCGGUGGACGGGAACGUGUUGUUUGACAUUGACGCGAUUCGCAAAGAGCUCGAGAGUGAAAUGAUCGAAGUGAGGGAGUUGGAUAGCACGUUACCGCCGAUGCAGAUCACCUCGAUCCAGAAUGGAGAAAAGCAUGUGGAAUAUCUCCGACUGCCACCGGACUUGAAGCCUGAGGAAGUGGCCAGGAUGAACCUCCCCCCGCGCCCUGAUGAGGUUGACGUGGAUUUCAACCCGGCACGCCCUUCCCCGGUGCGGUCGGCCAGGAAAUCGUCUCUGAGGCCGACCUCGAUUGCCUCUCCGCGGCUAAGUCCCGGGCUAAGUCCACACCGGUCACCGCAGCUUUCUCCAGACCCAAGUCGGCGAUCAUCCUACACGUAUUCGGAGCCGAGGGAGCUGGUCAGCACGUUGCCACCCCUGAGUCUAACACCCGUACCAUCCCCACGGACCGAGAGCCUCAAGGGUUCUACCAAUGUACGACCCGAGCUGAAAGCACACGCGAGCGAGCCUCCUCUAUCAAACUGGAGUCGACAGAGCUUGACCUCUAGUCCUGAUCUCCCCCAAACGAUGGCGAGCUUGAAUCUGGAGCACAACGCCUGGGCAGACGACGACGAUUCUGGGCCGGGACACGGCGAAAUCAAGAUGACGUUUGAAUAA